Grammomys surdaster is the source of this 2139-nucleotide messenger RNA. It is a transcript of the gene Prpf19, whose product is annotated as pre-mRNA processing factor 19. The record is from RefSeq and is a predicted model, not a curated record. Gene Ontology annotation, biological process: protein ubiquitination; mRNA splicing, via spliceosome; DNA repair. Bases 206 to 1720 code for a protein of 504 amino acids. Gene Ontology annotation, cellular component: U2-type catalytic step 1 spliceosome; cytoplasm; Prp19 complex. Gene Ontology annotation, molecular function: ubiquitin protein ligase activity; protein binding. The transcript is spliced from 16 exons. Lineage: Eukaryota; Metazoa; Chordata; Mammalia; Rodentia; Muridae.
UUUCCGUUAGCUGCAGAAGGCUGAGGCGCGCCACCGGCCACCUCCCCACGUGAAGCAGUUGUGCGAGCAUCGCCACGCCGGGCAGCUGUCUACCCGCGUCCGAGCGCUCCGGAAGCGGCGGGGGACCGGAAGUGGCCCGCGGAGGCUGCAGAGCUAGUCCGGGAACCCGCUGUGAGGCGACUGGCAGCAGCGCUACGACGGCGCCAUGUCCCUGAUCUGCUCGAUCUCCAAUGAAGUGCCAGAGCACCCAUGCGUGUCCCCUGUCUCUAAUCAUGUGUAUGAGCGGCGACUCAUUGAGAAGUACAUUGCAGAGAAUGGCACAGAUCCUAUCAACAACCAGCCUCUCUCAGAGGAGCAGCUCAUCGACAUCAAAGUUGCUCACCCAAUCCGGCCCAAGCCUCCCUCUGCCACCAGCAUCCCAGCCAUUCUGAAAGCUUUGCAGGAUGAGUGGGAUGCAGUCAUGCUGCACAGCUUCACUCUUCGCCAGCAGCUGCAGACAACCCGCCAGGAGCUGUCCCAUGCUCUGUACCAGCAUGAUGCUGCCUGCCGAGUCAUUGCCCGGCUCACCAAGGAAGUCACUGCUGCUCGAGAAGCUCUGGCUACUCUGAAACCACAGGCUGGUCUUAUUGUACCUCAGGCUGUGCCAAGCUCACAGCCCAGUGUUGUGGGUGCAGGAGAGCCCAUGGAUUUGGGUGAGCUGGUGGGAAUGACCCCUGAGAUUAUCCAGAAGCUUCAAGACAAGGCCACUGUGCUAACCACAGAGCGUAAGAAGAGAGGAAAGACUGUCCCUGAGGAGCUGGUGAAACCUGAAGAGCUUAGCAAGUAUCGGCAGGUGGCCUCCCAUGUGGGGCUACACAGUGCUAGCAUUCCUGGGAUUCUCGCUCUGGACCUGUGUCCCUCAGACACCAACAAGAUUCUCACUGGUGGGGCAGAUAAAAAUGUUGUUGUCUUUGAUAAGAGUACUGAGCAAAUCCUGGCCACUCUCAAAGGCCAUACCAAGAAGGUCACCAGUGUGGUGUUUCAUCCUUCUCAGGAACUGGUGUUUUCUGCGUCCCCUGAUGCUACUAUCAGGAUUUGGUCGGUCCCAAACACUUCUUGUGUACAGGUUGUUCGGGCCCAUGAGAGUGCGGUGACAGGCCUCAGUCUCCAUGCUACUGGAGACUAUCUGCUGAGCUCCUCUGAUGAUCAGUACUGGGCCUUCUCUGACAUCCAGACAGGGCGAGUGCUUACCAAGGUGACAGAUGAGACUUCCGGCUGCUCUCUUACCUGUGCACAGUUCCACCCUGAUGGGCUCAUCUUUGGAACAGGAACCAUGGACUCCCAGAUCAAGAUCUGGGACUUGAAGGAGCGUACCAACGUGGCCAACUUCCCUGGCCACUCUGGCCCCAUUACCAGCAUCGCCUUCUCUGAGAAUGGGUACUACCUGGCCACGGCAGCUGAUGACUCCUCAGUCAAGCUCUGGGACUUACGCAAGUUGAAGAACUUCAAGACAUUGCAGCUGGACAACAACUUUGAGGUGAAGUCACUAAUCUUUGACCAGAGCGGUACCUACCUGGCGCUUGGGGGUUCAGAUGUCCAGAUCUACAUCUGCAAACAGUGGACAGAGAUUCUUCACUUUACAGAGCAUAGUGGCCUGACCACUGGAGUGGCCUUUGGACACCACGCCAAGUUCAUUGCUUCAACUGGCAUGGACAGGAGCCUCAAAUUCUACAGUCUGUAGGCCCUAUGCCUUCUCACAGUUCUGGGCCUCAUCUCAGUAGUGGGUUAGAGUUAGAGGGUGGGGGUGGGGGUGGGACUUUAGAAGGAAAGGGGGGUCUGGUGGGGGGGGUACAUUCACAUCAUUUCAUUCUGGUCUGGAUGAUGGUCUGAGCCAGGGCACAUGGAACACUGCUAUCCAUGCAGCCUUGGGGCCCCAGGGGAUGGACAUGGAGGACCUGUCACCCUGUAGAAUGCUCAGUCGGAGUCCAGAACCUCCCCCAGUGGUGGCAGCUGUUCCAUGCCUGCUCUGUCUUAGCUCUUCUGAGACAGGGAGGCGAGCCAAGGGAACUGUGAAGGGGAGGGGCAGGAGGGCUCUUGCAGGUUUUUGUAAGCAGUGAUCUAGUUUCAUUAAAAAAAAAAAAGCCACACAGUAAACAGUCA